Trichomycterus rosablanca is the source of this 2544-nucleotide messenger RNA. It is a transcript of the gene znf16l, whose product is annotated as zinc finger protein 16 like. Gene Ontology annotation, molecular function: RNA polymerase II cis-regulatory region sequence-specific DNA binding; DNA-binding transcription factor activity, RNA polymerase II-specific. Gene Ontology annotation, biological process: regulation of transcription by RNA polymerase II. NCBI's taxonomy places the organism in Eukaryota, Metazoa, Chordata, Actinopteri, Siluriformes, Trichomycteridae. The coding region runs from base 1 to 1536 and encodes 511 amino acids. Gene Ontology annotation, cellular component: PcG protein complex; chromatin; transcription regulator complex. The transcript has 3 exons. The record is from RefSeq and is a predicted model, not a curated record.
AUGAGUCGAAAAAGACACCCGGGUUUUAUAGAAGCGGGACAGUUGGUGGACUCUCAGAGCGUGUUAAUGGAUAGUACGGGAGUUUCUGUUCGAAACGAGGAGAGUUUAUUCGAGCUGGAGAGCGAUGAGGAGCUGCUGUGUUCCGUUACUGAAAUAACCGAGCACCUCGGCAGGAACAUAACCGCCGCGCUGGAGGAGGCUUUGUGCCAAAUCAGGAAAGUAGUGAGCGCACGAACGAUGCUGCUCAAAAUGGAGCUGAGGGAGAAAACCGAGGAGGUCGAGGUGCUCAGGGCCAGACUGGAGGCGGUGGCGGCCGAGCCUUCUGUCCUGUCCAGGAAAACGGACUUUCCUCAGGCCGCUCAGAAGAAUGGCGCGGAGCAGAGGAAAAGCAAGGCGGCGGCUCCCGCUGUUAAAAAGGAGAACAUCGACGCUAUCUGUGAUUAUCUAAUGAAGGAUAAAAACCUCCGAGGUACUGCUGAGGGGGAGAACCAACUACAGCUACAUCAGCAGCAUCAACAGCAGCAGCAACAGGCCUCCUUCAGUCCCUGGACCGACAGUGAGGACAUCUUCAACAUGUUACCCUCCGCCAGCAAGCGCCUCUACGAUUACGAAUGGAUGUCUGGAGUGGAGCUCAACUCCACUACUGACUUUAAAGCUGAGGCUGAGUCAAAGUGUGAGAACGUCAUUGCUCCAAGUGAGUCAGCAGAAGAAGAAUCUGAAAAAGGAGGAGGAAUGGGGUCAGCCUCCAAUGCUUCUGCUCCAUUUCACCUGGAUACUCAUGGCUCCCCAGGAAAGGACAGAACCAGCCCAGCAGAGGACAGUAUGGACAGAUUAGAUUCAGACCAGGACUUUUCUGCUCCCAGCUUCAUUUGCCCCUUCUGUGGAACUCUUUGCCCCGACUCAUCGUACCUCGAGGAGCACUUAAAGGUGAUGCACCAGGAUGAGAGCAUCCAGGGUCUUGAAUCUGCUGCCUCCUCCAGUGCUGGGCUGGGCAGUGAGGGUGAGAUGUUGGGAAAACCAGGCAGUGAUGAGCCCUCACCUCGGGAGAAGAAGGUAGAGGGGGGUUACGAGUGCGGCGACUGCGGCCGACGCUUUAACUAUCUGGGGAACCUGCGCCAGCACCUGCGCAUUCACACGGGUGAAAAGCCGUUUGUGUGCCCCGACUGCGGUGAACGUUUCCGCCACGCAGCACGCCUCAAGAGUCACCGACUUACCCACAGUGCUGAGAGCCCCUACCCUUGCCCGGAGUGUGGUAAGGGCUUCCCCGUGCUUUCCGGCCUCAAGCGGCACCAACGGGUUCACACGGGCGAGAGUCCUUAUGGAUGCCCUCAAUGUGGUCGGCGCUUCAAAGAAUUGGGCAACUUGUACACACACAUGCGCAUUCACAGUGGCGCCACGCCCUAUACUUGCUUCCAGUGCAGCAGGAGCUUCCGACAUUUAGGCACUUUUAAAAGCCAUCGAUGCACACCUCUGUCCCAGGUACCCAGUGGCCUCAGUCCAUCAUGGCUUCAGGAGGACAACAUCCAAACGAACUAAGAUGCACAGCGUCAGCUUUUAUAGUGAGGCACUACAGGGAUUUGUGUUACUCCUUUAUCAUUUGUUUGAGGAGUUGCUGUGGCGAGAAGGAGAGAUGCCUUAUGGUUAAUUAAUCAUGUUAAUGAUGUGGACUGGCAAGACUGCUUGAAAAAAGGAAGAAUGAUGCAUUUCAUUUCUUAUUUCUGGUACAGAUGGACUAAACAUUUAUGGUGAUUGUUUAAAUGAAGUAUCUUAUCUGAUUAGAUCCGGUCCUGCAAUGCAUAAAGAUUAAAUGGCGCACAGUUUUUAUAUAAAGGUAAUACUUGGAGUAAAUUCACCAGAUAUUUGCCUCUCACAGUGCAGACAUCAGGACAUGCUGCUUUAACCCUGGGUUGGUUUUAAUAAAGUCACAUGACGUUAAGUAUGGGCUGCACGGUGAAAACCUGCAAGAGAUCAAGACGUCUGAGACUACCAAACAGUUGUUGUAUUUUAUUUGAUACGUUUUUAAAGCCUUUUAAUAUUUUUUAUCUGGACAGUGUUCAGGUUUGUUUUGCAUUAUGUUUAAAACCCUUACCUUACUAUGAUCCAUUCACAGCCUUGGUCUUCUUUCUGCUUUGGUUCUGAGUUUAAAUGCAUUAAAUUCCCCUGCAAGAGCAAGCACUCAAAAAUGGUGCUGCCACCCUUUGGACAAAAUGUGUUACUGUAUCCACUGCUUCAGGGUAUCCAUGCCUGUUUGCAUUAUAAGUGUUCUGUACUGUAAUAUAAUUUACAUUGUUAAGUUUUUCUUUUGUUACAGAUUUACUCAAAUACCCCUGCCUUUUUAAUAACCACACAUGAGUUACAAUAUGCAAAUACUAUGGAAAGCAAAAAAAGACUGUUGUGUAGUUAGGCUGAAAAUUAUACCUGACUUGUAUCGAUAUAUAAAUGUAUGACUGUUAAUUAGGGUGAUUAAAAUUGUCAGUGAUCGGCUGGCUUUUACCAGUAUUGCAAAUGCACUUGUAACGCUAAUAAACAUUCUAGGAUCUGAAA